AUUCUCUGUGUGCAGGGCCCGCCUGCACUGCAGGGAGGGUUCGGGAGGAGUCGAUUGUGUUAUCUUUUUUUUUUUUUUUUUUUAGGUUGAAAUCGAGAAGAAGUCGUCUCUGUGGAACGCUGGCAGCAAGUGAAUCGAAGUUAGGAGCGGGCGGCUGCUGUCGCUGCCGGGGCCAGGAGGCCCGUUGGGCCAUGGCUAAGCAGGGAAGGCCCCCGCGCGCGGCUGAGGGGUAGGCCGGUAGCUGGGCUGAACCCGAGGGAGGCCUGUAGCCGGCCAUGGCCCGGCGGCGGCGCCGCGCUUGCAUCGCGCUCUUCCUCGUUCUGCUCUUUGCUUUUGGCACCCUCAUGGGGCUGCGCACACUGAAGGCGCCGGAUGGGCUCCCAGAGCUCGCCCCAGGAUUGGAGCUGGGCCCAUUUGAGCGCCGUGCCCCCAUGCCCGCUGGACCCCCAGCAGCAGAGGCUGAGGCCGCCCGUGUUCCGCAGCCGCCACCCCCCGCGCCGCCGCGUACAGCUGCGGGCCCGAGCCCGGCCCCGGCCCCUGUUCCUGCUCCGGGAUCUGGCCCGCCUGUCUACUCCGACCUGCACGUCUUCUAUUAUUCGUGGUACGGCAGUCCACGGGGUCGGGAGGGCCGCUAUGUGCACUGGGACCACGUUAUGGUGCCGCACUGGGACCCUAAAGUGUCUGCCAGCUACCCCAAGGGCCGCCAUAGCCCCCCGGAUGACCUGGGCUCCAGCUUCUACCCUGAGCUGGGACCCUAUAGCUCCAGGGAUCCCGAGGUCUUGCGGGAGCAUAUGAACCAGCUCAAAGCUGCUGCCAUCGGGGUCCUGGUCCUGUCCUGGUACCCACCAGGCAUGGCUGAUGACAAUGGGGAACCCUCAGAUGAUCUGGUACCUGCUAUUCUUGACACUGCACAUCAAUACAGUAUCAAGGUGGCCUUUCAUAUACAACCCUACAAGGGUCGGGAUGACCGGACGCUUCAUGACAACGUCAAGUACAUCAUUGAUACGUAUGGAUCCCAUGGAGCAUUUUAUCGCUACAAAAACAGCAUGGGCAGGAGCCUGCCAUUGUUCUACAUCUAUGACUCAUACCUUACCCCUCCUGAGGCGUGGGCCCACCUGCUCACCCCCUCGGGAUCCCACUCAAUCAGAAACACUCCCUAUGACGGCGUGUUCAUUGCCCUGCUGGUAGAAGAGGCCCACAAGAGGGACAUCUUGUCCGCUGGCUUUGAUGGCAUGUACACUUACUUUGCCUCCAAUGGAUUCUCCUUUGGCUCUUCCCAUCAGAACUGGAAAGCAGUCAAGACUUUCUGCGACGCCAACAAUCUGAUGUUCAUUCCAAGCGUGGGGCCUGGCUACAUUGACACUAGCAUCAGGCCCUGGAAUAACCACAACACCCGGAACCGGGUCAACGGCAAAUACUACGAGACGGCGCUGCAGGCCGCCCUCACAGUGAGGCCGGAGAUCGUCUCCAUCACCUCCUUUAACGAGUGGCACGAAGGGACCCAGAUCGAGAAGGCCAUCCCCAAGAAGACCCUCACUCGCCUCUACCUGGACUACCUGCCUCACCAGCCUAACUUGUACCUGCAGCUGACUCGGCGCUGGGCUGAGCAUUUCAUCAAAGAAAAGGAACAGUGGUUGAUGUGACUGAACCUGCAGCCUCAAGGAAGGAGAGCUGAGGAGUGACCAGUCCCAGAUAUACAGAAAGGAGCUGGACUGCGGCACAACUGGAUGAGGUCGCAGCAACCUUCAUCUCUAAGCUAGGAGUGCUGGUGCUCCUGGCGUGGCCCUUUGGGAGUAGGCCAGAUGGGGAGAAUGAAAGAAGGGGUAGUGUGGUAGUUUGUCGGCAGCAAACAUCAAUCCACUCAGUGGCAGUUAACAGUGGAGGGAGGACAGUCUUAAGCCAUUGAGCCAGCAUUAGAACAUUCAGCAAAGUUGCAAAAUGCUUUCUAGACUUGAACUUUGCUACAGUAGGUCAGCAUAAAAUAGGGAAGUAUUUGUGGUAUUUCACAAACAGCUGCUCCACUUCCAAAACAGUGAGAGCAGGGUUGGGGCUCAGCAUGUGUUUAAUCCCUUUCUCAAGCCCCACCUCAAGCCUUGCUCCACUCUCCCUGAGGAUAGAAAUGGAAAUCAUAGUUUGCCUCCAAGAAGCUUUUCCUUACAUAUUUUUUAAAAGGAAAAUUCCAGAGAAAAUGACUGAUGGCCAGAAAUCAGUGUGAGAAGGAAUCUGAGCGGUCAGCUGGCUCUACUCAACAAGGCCUUCCUUAUAUGUAGUGACAAAGCUGGGGCUUUCCUUUCCUGAAGUUUACUGAACCCAGAAGUGGAUUAUACAUGAGUUAUGUGUUUUUCUUCCUGUGCCCUGAAUUAUGAGUCUAAAUGGCUCAAAACUCUUCCUUUUCAGCAACAAAACAAAACCCAUUAUUCGGGGUGGGGGGAUUCACCUAGCUUGCAGAGUACUAAGUUGAUGGGAUAAUAGUGAGACAGUAUCAAUAGUUCUUUUGGGUGCCUCCACCUCACAAAUCCCUGUUUGCAAAAAUUUCAGUAAUGAAGCCCACCCAGUAGAGCCACUUUUCAGUGCUACCGUGAUUUGUAUUAAAUAAAUGUCAAGUGCUCUC
Antechinus flavipes (yellow-footed antechinus) is the source of this 2611-nucleotide messenger RNA. It is a transcript of the gene MANEAL, whose product is annotated as mannosidase endo-alpha like. NCBI's taxonomy places the organism in Eukaryota, Metazoa, Chordata, Mammalia, Dasyuromorphia, Dasyuridae. The transcript has 4 exons. Gene Ontology annotation, cellular component: Golgi apparatus. Gene Ontology annotation, molecular function: alpha-mannosidase activity. The record is from RefSeq and is a predicted model, not a curated record. Bases 276 to 1643 code for a protein of 455 amino acids.